Molecule: messenger RNA, 1202 nt
Organism: Drosophila albomicans
Lineage: Eukaryota; Metazoa; Arthropoda; Insecta; Diptera; Drosophilidae
Product: telomere-binding protein cav
Exons: 2
Coding region: 109-1059 (316 amino acids)
Source: RefSeq, a predicted model, not a curated record
GAAGCAUGCUAGGAUUUAUAUCCUAGGCGUUUACGGUCACACUGAACACAAACUCAAGCAAACCGAUGAGUGCUGGAAUUUCGUCAACAAUUUUUGUUUUAUUCCAAUAUGUCGCUUUAUUUUUCGAAAGAACUGGUCGAAUAUCAAAUCAAUUAUGAAGCCGACAUUAAGGAAUUAACAAAAGAAUGGGAUGAGCCCGAAUCAGAGUUAGCUCAGCGCUUACUAGAAGCUGAAAGAGUUACCAACGAAGACCUAAGUCGACGAUAUAGUCCUGAAGAUGUGCGACAACUGUGUCUGCGCACCAAAGUGCGCGUCGAUAUGACCCUUUUCAAUUGUGUCUGGGAGGCAAAGAAACGUUUCGAUAAAAAGGAACGCCUGAAAAAUCAUUCCGAAAACUUCAUCAAUAAAAUGUACAUUAAAGCAGUGAAGAGAAAUAUGGUGAUACCAUAUGAACCGGAGGAAAUUGAAACAGCUGUGAAUAUUCGUCGUUGCAUACUGAAGAAGCGUAAUAAUCUACGUUUAGACAGAUGGAAUAGCUCGUUAUCCCAAUCGUCAUCAACAUCGUUGUCCAUUGAGGAGAUCAGUGAAGACCAGGACCCGUCAUUAAUGUUGUCGCAAAUACCCAAUCAUUUGCCCAGUAGUCCCAAAGGUAGCGGAGUCGCCCCCGUUAAUACAAUCAACUACCCAGUUGACCUCACAUCGUCAGGUCCCGAUUCCAGCGAACCUCAACUUUGGCAUGUCGGAAACACCGAAAGCGAAAUUCUUCAAUUGUCCACAAUUGCUGAAAACGAAGACGACAAUAUGUCUGAAAUGGCCGACUUGGUCAUAAAUGAUGAUUCUAACGAUGUCCAGGAAUUAAAGGAGAAUAGUUUUGAUAAGUCAGGGAUCGAUUGGGCAACUGCAGCGAUGGCAAUUAAUCCCAACUCUAUGACCAUCGACUCGGAUAUGCAGACGCCAAAAACAGAGAGUGAACCAAUCCCUGAAGAUUACUCCAUCUUCAACACCCAAGUGCCCUGCACAUCGACGGAAUCCACUCAUAAUACUGAUGAUUUUCUUUAAUUUUCGAUUGAAAUACAUAUUUACUUUAAUUUAGAAGUAUUAACUAAAAACAUAACAAAUACUACGGGUAAUAAUAUUUGAAAAAUGUAAAAUGAAUUUAUUUGUGAAUUGAAUUACAAAUUUAUUAAACAUGCUUCCGAAUA